Messenger RNA from Catharus ustulatus (Swainson's thrush), 7073 nucleotides. It is a transcript of the gene GAB2, whose product is annotated as GRB2 associated binding protein 2. NCBI's taxonomy places the organism in Eukaryota, Metazoa, Chordata, Aves, Passeriformes, Turdidae. The transcript has 11 exons. The record is from RefSeq and is a predicted model, not a curated record. The coding region runs from base 255 to 2186 and encodes 643 amino acids.
AGGUGGUGUGCUCGGGCUGGCUCCGAAAGUCACCGCCGGAGAAGAAGUUACGGAGAUACUGACAGAAAAAGCAAAUGUUCAUCGUGUGGAUUCACAGAAAACAGACCUGAGACUUUAAGAAGAGAUCCAGACCAUUUGCAUGCUGCCAGGCAUACACAGUUGCACCAAGGCGUGCCUGCCACGACCUUGCAGCGCACAAAGAGGAUUUCCUCAAGGCAUGGAAGAAACGCUGGUUCGUCCUGCGCAGCGGUCGGAUGAGCGGUGACCCCGAUGUCCUGGAGUACUACAAAAAUGACCACUCCAAGAAACCUCUGCGUGUCAUCAACCUCAAUUUCUGCGAGCAAGUGGACGCAGGCCUCACCUUCAACAAGAAGGAGCUGCAAGACAGCUACAUCUUCGACAUCAAGACAAGUGACAGGACCUUCUACCUGGUGGCUGAGACGGAGGACGACAUGAACAAAUGGGUUCGCAGCAUCUGCCAGAUCUGUGGCUUCAACCAGUCCGAGGAGAACACAGACACCCUGAGGAGCAUUGCCUCCAUGAACCAUGCCCCGCGCUCCUCCCCAGCAGAGCUCAGCAGUGCCAGCCACCACCUGCUGCGAGAGCGCAAGUCCUCGGCGCCGUCCCACUCCAGCCAGCCCACCCUGUUCACCUUCGACUCACCUGCCAGCCACCUCCAGAGCACCCUGUCUGCCAGUGCUCCCCAGGACUACCUUUUCCUCCACCAGUGUAUGAGCAGAAAGUCAGAAAAUGCAAGGAGUGCCAGCUUCUCCCAAGCCACCAGGUCUGCCUUCUUCAUGCGGAGUGACACGGCGGUCCAGAAGCUGUCGCAGGGCAACGGGCACUGCAUGAACGGCGUUGGUGGGCAGCUGCACGGCUUUUACAGCCUGCCAAAGCCCAGCCGGCACAACUCGGAGUUCAGGGACAGUGCCUAUGACCUCCCGCGCUCCUUUGGCUCCUACACCCACCACAAGUCGAGCCUCACCAGCUCCGAAACUGAUAAUGAGGAGGUCUAUACCUACAAGACUCCCAACAACACCCUAUGCAAGGAGUUUGGGGAGCUCUCCACAGACUCCUAUGACAUCCCUGCCACCCCACUCUCCAUCUACCAGAUCCCCAGGACAUUUACACUGGACAAGAACCACAAUGCUCUGGCUGUGGCCGCCAGCGACUCACCCGCUGCACCGCCCCCACGGCCCCCAAAACCUGGGCAGACAGAGCCACGGUGGGGCAGUCCACCCCAGCGGCCCCAGCCUGGUGAAAAUUUAGGUCUCACCCCCAUGGCAGCCACCAUUCCCCGGAGAAACACACUGCCAGCAGUGGAGAACAGCAGACUGCACCGAGCUUCUUCUUGUGAGACGUAUGAGUACCCCCAGCACGGGGGCGGCAGCGCUGUGCAGUCAGUCGAGUCCAUGAACGAUGGCUACAGCUCCUACCUGCAGGCCAAGGCAGCGGUGGCCCGCUCCCACAGCACCGACUCCGAGGACAACUACGUCCCCAUGAACCCUGGCUCGUCGCCCCUCAUCCACGCCGAGAAAGCCAACGACAAUGCCCAAAAUCUCUACAUCCCCAUGAGCCCUGGGCCGCAUCACUUUGACCUGGUGGGGCUGUCCUCGGCCACCCUUCCCGUGCAUAAAGGAGGAGCCGUGGCUCAGUGCCACCGACGACUGAGUGAAAUCCAGCCCCCACCAGUCAACCGCAACCUCAAACCCGACAGGAAAGCAAAGCCAUCACCGCUGGACCUGAGGAACAACACUGUCAUCGAUGAGCUUCCCUUCAAAUCACCCGUCACAAAAUCCUGGUCCAGGCCAACGCAGUCCUUCAACGCCGGCUCUCUGCAGUACUGUCGCCCUGUCUCCUCCCAGAGCAUCACCAGCACUGACUCGGGAGACAGCGAGGAGAACUACGUGGCCAUGCAAAACCCCAUUUCUGCUUCUCCUGUUCCUAGUGGUACCAACAGCCCAGCGCCUAAAAAGAGUUCGGGGAGUGUGGAUUACCUGGCCCUGGACUUCCAGCCAAGCUCACCAGGGCCACACAGGAAGCCCUCCACGUCGUCGGUCGCCUCAGAUGAGAAGGUUGAUUAUGUGCAAGUGGACAAGGAGAAGACGCAGGCGCUGCAGAGCACCAUGCAGGAGUGGACGGAUGUGCGGCAGUCCUCGGAGCCUGCCAAGAGCACAAAGCAGUAGUGGCUGUGGCAGGCAGCGAAACAGGCAAUGUCCUGUUGGUUUCCCCCAGCUGCGGCCCCGCUGGGCAGCCAGAUCCAUUUGGGCCGGAUUUCUAAGACUUGUCUGUGGAGGGCAGGGGGUGUCAUUGUUUUUUUUUCUCUUAAAACAAAACAAAACUUAAUUUCAGGGGAAGACUUGGCGGAUACUGUUUGCCAGUGUUAAAGACCAACUAUGUUCGGUGGCUAGGUUUGUGCUUUAGCUGCUGGAUGCACUAUCCAGGAACUUUGACUUAGCAAUACCAGGUUUCACCCUCCACAUCUUUUCCUUACAGCUAUUAAAGCCACCUUGUAUGUGCUAACACUGCAUCAUCUCUCCCCGUCUUCUUCCAUAUCCUAAGCCACGCCAUGCAGGUUUGCAGCAUCUCCCAUAGGAUAUCAUUAUCCAGCUCUGAUUCUCCAUUCCUUGUGGUUGUCGUCUUCUCUGCCUCCUCCCAGUCCCAAAACUGAGCAAGGACCAUUGCUUUUGAGAUUACUUUUGUUGUCCUGUCUCUUGUAAAUAAUGUGCUCAGAACUCUGAGGGUGUUCUCCUCCUGGCUGGACAGCCCCCAAGGUUUUGGUUGGGGUUGUUAACCUUCGGGAGCUUGAUGAGCAUCCACACCAUCCCAUUGAGCUGACUUAGGAGCCCAGGACUUGCCCCAUACACACACAUACAUGCCACAAUAUGCUCACAUGAGUUUGUUGGGAUGUCUUCUGUUUAUAUUCUCCAUCAUGUCUCAAAGUCAGUGGGCUGGAGAGAUUGGCUUUGGAAGGGGCUGGAGGGAUUGGCUUUGGAAGGUAGAAUUUAAGCACUGACCCACUGCCUGUCUGAAACCAAUUCCUGGGAAUCUGACCCAAAAUUUGCCUUUUGUGGUACAAAAGAAGCUCAUAGAGUGAGAGUCCUACAUCGUGGCCAUCGUGAGAAGCUCUGUGGUUGAGUAUGAGGGGGGCAGGGAGGCUCUGGAACCCCUGUGUAUGUGCACUGGCAUAAGGAUGAGUGACAAGAAGGGAGUGGAAAGCUGCUGCAAGGACUGGGAGAAGGCAGGUGCUGAACUGCAGAGGUUGGUGCUGGGUGAGGAGGUCGGGUGGAAUGUUUCUUGAAAGAAAGAAGAAGAGCAAUUGAAAUGUUAGUUGAUGGUGAGGUCAUAGCUUGGGAAGAGGUAGGUCAGGAGAGUCAGGGCCAGGCAUUUCAGUGUGAGCUUUAAUGGAGCAUUGUGGUUGGUUUGUGGAGGGUGCAAAAUGCUGUUUUCCCCUCAUCUUCAGCAAUGUUUCCUCAACACAGAAGUGGGGCUUGCUGACAUUAAGGACCCUAGGCUAUAAUUAUGGGUGGGAGUCUGCUAUUGUUCCUUGCCAGCAUCCUUAACACAUCCAGGCUUCGGGAUCGCUCACCAGGCAGCUGCUGAGCAAAGAGAGAAGAGAAAGACAAGACAGUUUAAUGCAGAGAUAAUAAUUCAUGAUCUCAUGAAAACAGGAAGAACUAAUGAUUGCCAUGGAGCAGCCUGAUUGCCAGACAGCAAGCGCUGACACGAAUAAACAGGCUGACCGCAAACCAGGAGCCAAAUGAAGGAGACAUUAGAAAGAUUAGGUAAUAAUAUUUAUUAAAGAGCUGGAGCUAUUCUUUCUGCAAGCUGCACCCCUCCCAGUGCCGUGGGCUCUGUGUUCCAACACCACCAAGUCGUGCUGAUUACUCAUGCUUAAGCAUUAACACAUUUGCUUAAUCUUGGUGUGAGCUUGGAAAGGGCCAGACGUGACCCACAUGGGGAUAGGAUACCAGUCCCUUAAGGGCUGUGUGCUGCUGUGUGCUGGUGAAAUAAGUGUUGAACUUCCAACACCAUUUUGUAUUUUCUUCUUGCACGCCAUGAAAGGGAAGGAUGUUAAUGGAAAGGCUCUGACAACCCUGUUAAGACACUGAAGUGUUGGACAUUUAUAGAAACAAUGAGGCAAAUAUCCUAAUGUUUAUGCUAAAAAUAAUAAUUUCUAAAAGGGGAAAAAACAAAAAGCCCCAAAGGGUAAGAUUUAGCAGAUGCUUUCUGAAGGUCAUGGGGUGUGUUACAGCCUGCAAGGCCUCCUGCUGGGGAUUUGCACACUUGCCUGGUGAGACAAUGAAAUGAAGACUAGAAUGCAGUACUUCUUAUUUCUAUUGCCCCUUUCAUCUCUGCAUCUUGGGGGAACUAAACAUUGGGUCUGAUCCAGAGCCCACUGAGUUGUGCGUUCACUCAUCUGAGAGAGAGCUCCCCAUACCCACCAAAAAGAAUGUCACUCUACUGGGAAGCUGAUUUUUUCCUAUUUCUUCUUCUAAGCUGUUAGCUUUAGUGGCUCAAGAGAGAACACAGUGGGUUUGAUGCAAUUUGCUCAGUGGGUUCCCUGUGCUUCUGCACUGGGACUAGGUGCUUCCAGUGCCCACUCCCAUGUUUAAUCCAAGGUGUUAAUUAAGACUGGAAAAGCCUUUUGUGGUACUGGAGAAACUAGUCCUUUUUCUCUACGUUUCACAGAUGUCUUUGUUCAUUAAGCAACCAUUGGUAUGGGAUAGCUCUUCUCCCAGGCUCAGACACUGUUUUGAUAAUUUGCUCUCAUGAGCAUCCCUAGUAACUGGUCCAUUGCAUUUGGCAGACCAAGGACCAGAGCAGCCCAAAAGCAGCUACUUAACAACCGCUGGUUGCUGGUCCCUCUCUGCUUUGCAGUGAAGUCUGUUUUCACUGGAACAGAUACAUUCCUCUAUCUUUUCCCCUACAAAGCACCAAGCAAACAUCCCCACCAAACUAAGCAGAAGCCCACAGACUCUGUGCCAUAUAAACAUGACUGUAUCAACUCCUCCUGAAAGCAUUAAGUAAUCAAUGGCUUCAGUGGAAAUAGUCACCCAUGACGAUUGCCGAGCUGAUUACAGCAGUCCCUGGUGAUUAAUGUUUGUGCAGUAUUUAGUCUUAAACCAUAUUGAAAAGCAUCUGCUUUAAUUACACAGUCUGCCAAGAACUUUGUCCUGAAGGCAUUGAGUUUAUCACAUCCACUUUAUACUUGGAUUCUCAAGUAUGACAGACUCCUUUGUUAGAACUAGGUAUUUAAGGAAACAGAGAACAUUGCAAAUUAUUCAUUUUAAUUGAAAUUAAACCAGCUUGAGCCUUCACAUCAGAGCCUGCUCUACAACUCUGUGAUUCAAUUUAGAACAGGGAUGUGCUUACAUGUGUGUUUGCUCAUGGAGGAGGGUUGUCUGUGGGACAAGCAUCAUGACCUCAGUAUUUUGUUUUAUGAAGCACCAGGUCCAUGACUCAAAGCUUUCACCAAGCUUGAAAAUAACUAAGCAGGUGGUUUUAAAGGCAAAAGUCUCCAAAAGUGUGUAUUCAUUGUUGUGAGUAUGCAAAUGCUGCUCACCAUUCCUCUGGUGAGAUUUGUGGGCUGCCUUGGAGCUGAUUUGCUCUGAACUGGCAUUUGAGUGUUCAGUGGGAAAUACAUUUCCAGCUCUAAAUGGAUGCAAGGCUUAGGCUUCGUCUCAAGUUGGUGAAAGAAAAUAAUGUGUGAGCGAAGACUGUACCAGGCCAAAGCUGAGAGUCUGGCAGAUAGGGCCAAAUGCAGAGUUGGAACCAAAAGGUAGGGAGGGCUUGCCUUGUGUGGGUGCUAACUGGGAUGAUUUGAACUCUGGGCCACCAGCCACUGGCAAGGGUGAGAUACAGGAGAGCAUGAGGUUGGGACGAGAGAAGGCAGGGGAGUUUGCCAGUAAGGUUUGGGUCUUGGUCUCACCAUGUGCUCCUUUGGCCUGAAUCUCAAGUCAGAUGUGCACAGAUGGUGGGUUUGUGGAAUGCUCUGUAAAAGCCAUGCACUGGUGGGAUGGGAGCUUCCACCAUUCUUGGGCAUUUCACUCCCAAGAGUGAAAUCCUCACUCUCAUCCUGCCGGACAACAUGAUGUCUGUGCUCUGGCAUUCUGGGGUGCUGGGUCCAUUCACCCAGCUCUGAGCUGGGCAGGAGAAACCAUAGAAGAAAUGUGUGGGGACCAGGACGUGCUGGGAGACGCCUUGCUGAGGGGCUCCCAUGAGUUGUUCAUGGGGCAGCAGUGGCAUGGUUUCACAGGGUUGUCCCUUGAGGUGCCGUCUUUAUCCUGGGAGCUUUUCAAGACCCUUUUUCAAGGGUCAACCCCAUAGCUGACCCUGCUUGGAGCAUCUCUUCCACACUGAGACCCUGUGCAACCAGGGUGGAGCGGAGACUCCUCCAUGUGAGAGAAGGGGCCCAAGGGGUUGCUCAGAGCCCUGUAACACCCAAAACAGGGACAGGGCCACUUCUCUGGCCAUGAAGCCAAGUGGCAAGGCGCACAGCUCAACCCCUAAGGCCAUACUCCCUAAUCCACACUGGACUAUCCCUUGCACCUGGGAGAGGUCUGGCUGGCCCAGCCAUCCAGGACGUGGACAUGCAGUUCUAGCAACUGGGAGACAGUUUUAACCUGUACAUUUGUUAGGCUAGAUCCAGAGCUCUCAGCAGCCCCAUGCCCCCUUCACACUCUGGCAUACCAGGAAGAGUUCACUCAUUUUGGUAUCCAAUAAUCAUGGUUCCUUGGGGGGUGGCAAUGGAGGGAGAUGCAGCUAUGUCCAGGUCUUAUGGAAGAUGUUAAAAUAGUUCUCAGGUCCUGUCUGAUCUUUUUGGCAUAGGAGGCAAGUAAAAUGAUGGUUUGCUCAAGUCAUGCUUGCAUUGUGUUGGUGUUUUCCCACCUGGUGAUAUAAAAGUUCCGUUCCGUGUAAAAGCUGACCCCCACACUGUGUUUCCCAUUGGAGGGAUGCUGUCUACAAGAGAUGGAUGCAGCAGAGCUGUGAUUAUGGAGGAGCCCUAGUUCUACAGGAAGGGGGAAGAGCAAAGCCUAACCCUGGCACCAGCCAGAGAACACACAUGGCCA